GUUAGGGAUACAGCGAUCUGGACGCGCUUCCCUAGACUGAUACAUCUGAAACAGAUUCACAAUUUUACAGUGGAUUUAAUAGUUUUUACCACUUUGUCAUUUCCAGAGAGCUGCCCCCUAGCAGAAUGGACCUGCUGCCUGACAUAUGGAGGCAGGAAUACUGGCUUCCUCCAGGUGUGACAUGGAGAGACGUGGAACAGCUGGCAGAAUCUGACCGGCCCCGACCCCACGACCUCCUCGUGGCUCUGCCCCUCGCGCUUGGCUUCGUUGCCCUACGCUACGUGUUUGAGAGGUUUUUUGCCCCACCCAUGGGCAGAUGUUUGGGGGUAAAAAAAAGGCUUCAAGUGACUGCUGCCCCUUCCCCAAAGCUCGAGGUGUUUUACUCCCAGAGGAGCAGACAGCCGACACAGAGUGAUAUUGUCAGUUUGAUGUCGCUGUGUGGAAAGACCCAGAGGGAGAUUGAGAGGUGGUUCAGACUCCGCAGGAACCAAGACAGACCCUGUCAAACCAAGAAGUUUGGAGAAGCUGCUUGGAGGUUUUUUUUCUACCUCACAGCCUUUAUGUCUGGACUGGCCUGCUUGGUUGUUAGACCGUGGUUCUGGGACCUCAGGGAAUGUUGGAGGAGAUAUCCAUUUCAGCCCAUGGAGAGAGCUCACUACUGGUACUACAUGUUGGAGUUGGGGUUCUAUGGCUCGUUGCUCCUAAGGAUCUCUGUGGACAUCAAGAGGAAGGAUUUUAAAGAACAGGUCAUCCACCAUUUGGCCACCAUGUUCCUGCUCAGCUUCUCCUACUGUGCCAACUACAUUCGCAUCGGCACCUUGGUCAUGCUGCUUCAUGACUCCUCUGACAUCCUGCUCGAGUCUGCCAAGAUGUUCAACUACGGCACUGGCUGGAGGAAGACUUGUGACACGCUGUUCGUUGUGUUUGCUGUGGCCUUCCUUGUGACCAGACUAGUGAUUUUCCCCAGCAAAAUCAUACAUACCACCCUGGUGCUGUCAAUGGAGGUAUUUGAACCUUUUUUCGGCUAUUACUUCUUCAACGUCCUGCUGAUGGUGCUGCAGGUUCUUCACAUAUUCUGGGCGGGCUUAAUCUUACGCAUGGUUUAUAAGUUCCUGAAAGGCAAGUUAGAAAAAGAUGAACGAAGUGAUGAAGAGAGCGAGAUUGAAGAGGAAGAGGGCGAUAAAGGAGGAGAAGAAAAUAUGGAUCAAGGAGAAGAUUAUUGUUGGGAGAAAAGUAAAAACACCCUAAACUCCCAGCUGUCUAUGCUGACCAACAAUUGUGUCCUUAAUAACUUGACCAAUCACAGGGCGUCUGUAGCCGACAGGAUGCGUAAAGCUCAGUAAAGUAUUGAUGACUAAUGCUUUUAUGAAGUCCCAUGUUUAUGUUCAGUAUGUAUAAUACUUUGCCGUCUUUACGUCAGCCUAUUGAUCCUUUUAGGUAACUGGCCAGUGGCGGGGAAUCACGAUUGUUUAUUGUAAAACUGUUAGCAGAGGAUGGUUUCGAUCCAUCGACCUCUGGGUUAUGGGCCCAGCACGCUUCCGCUGCGCCACUCUGCUACACAGCCUGGUGUGGACUCAGACCAACAAUGGCUGGCUUAGGAGGACAAUGCCUUAUUCAUUAGGCCACUGGGGCGGGUGCUAUAGUGCACAAUGUUUAAACACCCAGAUACUCAUUUAUAAAUCACUUUUCAAUGCACAGGGAUGGUAGUAGGUGUGUGAAGUCAGAUCAGGGAGUCGUGAAAGUGUUCAGUCCCUGUCUGGUUCCUUCUUUGUAGCCUACACUGUUGUUUACACUUUUGUAAUACAGUAAGUUCAAAAAAUACUUGUUUAUUAACAAAAAUGAAAUUGUGACUCCAAUAGCCGAUGUAAGACCCAGCAUAUAGGCACAAGUGGAUGUUUAAUUAUGUAAAAUAUGACUUUUGUGACA
Notothenia coriiceps (black rockcod) is the source of this 1926-nucleotide messenger RNA. RefSeq names its product ceramide synthase 4b (gene cers4b). Gene Ontology annotation, molecular function: sphingosine N-acyltransferase activity; DNA binding. NCBI's taxonomy places the organism in Eukaryota, Metazoa, Chordata, Actinopteri, Perciformes, Nototheniidae. Bases 126 to 1343 code for a protein of 405 amino acids. The record is from RefSeq and is a predicted model, not a curated record. Gene Ontology annotation, cellular component: membrane. The transcript has 11 exons. Gene Ontology annotation, biological process: ceramide biosynthetic process.